Manihot esculenta (cassava) is the source of this 898-nucleotide messenger RNA. RefSeq names its product late embryogenesis abundant protein At1g64065. Lineage: Eukaryota; Viridiplantae; Streptophyta; Magnoliopsida; Malpighiales; Euphorbiaceae. The record is from RefSeq and is a predicted model, not a curated record. The transcript has a single exon. The coding region runs from base 74 to 736 and encodes 220 amino acids.
CAAGCACUUUCAAGUGUCAACGACUACCCUCCUCAACUCAGUUAACUAUUUCCCUUGUUCACAAUCUCCGGCCAUGGUGGAGCACGAGCAGGUAAGGCCUCUAGCCCCAUCUACAGAUCGCACAAGCAGUGAUGAGGAAGAAUCUGCCCUUCAAUCGAAGAAAUUGCGUCGCAGAAGAUGCAUAAAAUGCUGUGGAUGCAUCACGGCAGUGUUGCUCACCGCCGCCAUAGUGAUCGUGAUAUUAAUCUUCACAAUCUUCCGCAUCAAGAAUCCUUGGAUAAAAUUGAAUGGUGUGACCAUCACUCAGCUCGAGCUGAUCAACAACACCAAUAUUCCAAAGCCAGGGGUGAACAUAUCUUUGAUUGCAGAUGUUUCAGUGAAAAAUCCAAACAUAGCAUCGUUCAGGUACAAUAACACCACUUCAGCAAUUUACUACCAUGGAGAGGUGGUCGGAGAGGCUCGAGGACCACCAGGCCGUGCAAAAGCUCGACGGACCAUGCGGAUGAAUGUUACGGUGGAUAUAAUGACCGGCAAGUUGGUUUCCAGCCCAAAUCUGAGUACGGAAGCGGGCACGGGGCUGCUGACAAUGGACAGUUACUCGAAAAUUCCAGGGAGGGUAAAACUGCUUAAUAUUAUUAAGAAGCAUAUUACUGUGACGAUGAAUUGCAGUAUCACAGUUAAUAUUUCAAGCCAGGCGAUUCAGGCACAGAAGUGCAGGAAAAAGGUUGACCUCUAGUAGUAGCAUAUACGGUUGGAAAAUUGCUUCGUGUUUUUUUUUUUUUAAUGGAUUAGUGAGAUAUUGGUAGCUCUAUAUAUGUAAAAUAUUUCAUUUGGCCAUCUAAUUCUACCCAUGUACUAGAUUUUUUUAGUUGAGAUUUCAGCUUUUUAUAGCUCUAUA